Messenger RNA from Danio aesculapii, 2850 nucleotides. It is a transcript of the gene ift81, whose product is annotated as intraflagellar transport 81 homolog. The transcript has 18 exons. Gene Ontology annotation, molecular function: tubulin binding. The coding region runs from base 283 to 2310 and encodes 675 amino acids. Gene Ontology annotation, cellular component: cilium; intraciliary transport particle B; centrosome. The record is from RefSeq and is a predicted model, not a curated record. Gene Ontology annotation, biological process: cilium assembly; intraciliary transport. Lineage: Eukaryota; Metazoa; Chordata; Actinopteri; Cypriniformes; Danionidae.
ACAACGGUUCCUAGGCAGGAUUUGUUGACGUUAGAGGGAACGUUAUACGACACUAUAAUACACAUAUUUAUUAUAGUUUUCAUUUAGCUAAACCAAAUAAUAAACGACGUUCUGUGUUAGCGCUACAAAAACUAUAGUAACGUUACGGUAAAAAAAAAACUCGGCUUAGCUGCUAACGUUAAUUAAAAAAAGUUAUUUUGAACACAUCACAAGCUAACGUAAGUUAACGUUAACGUACUGAGAAUAUUUUUGUUAGCGGUAAAAACCCACAAACGCUUCAAGAUGAGCGAACAGCUCAAAUUUAUCGUCGAGCAGCUGAACAAGGAGCCUUUCAAGAAAAACUUCAAUCUCAUUACAUUCGACUCUCUGGAGCCAGUGCAGCUACUGCAGACUUUAAGUGAUGUUCUGGCUGAAAUUGAUCCAAAGCAAGCCAUUGAUAUACGCGAGGAAUUGCCUGAGCAGACAACCAAGAGAAUGUUCACCCUUUUGGGGAUGCUGAAAUACAAACCUUCUGGAGGAAUGUCUGAAGUAAGCAGUUUUCGUCAGGGUUUGGUGUCGGGCAGUAAGCCUGUGGUGCACCCCAUCUUGCACUGGCUGUUACAGAGGAUUCCAGAGCUGAAGAAGAGAGCCUAUCUGGCCAGAUUCCUCGUCAAACUAGAGGUUCCUGCUGAGUUUCUGCAAGAUGAUGUCAUUGCUGAGACCUACCACCAGUAUGAGGAGCUGGUGGAGGGCUUCAAGAACAUCCACAAAGAGUGUGAACAGUUGAAGAGCUCUGGUUUCUCCACUGCUGAGAUUCGACGGGACAUUGUUGCAAUGGAGGAGGAGAAGGAUCAGCUCAUCAAAAGAGUGGAACGUCUUAGAAAGAGGGUGGAGGCAGUGUCAAACCACCAGCGCAUGCUGGACCUGGCCAGACAGUUAAGAGUGGAAAAAGAAAGAGAGGAAUCACUCGCUCAUCAGAAACAGGAGCAGAAAAACCAGCUUUUCCAGGCAGAGCAGAGACUGCAGAGAUGUCAGAUCCAGCUCAAAGACUUACAGCAGGCAGCAGCAGACGAAAAGCCAGAGAGCCUUAUGAAGAGACUUGAGGAGGACAUUAAGUUUAACUCCUACAUGGUGUCUGAGAAGCUCCCCAGAGAGUUGGAGAAUAUGAGAAAGGUGGUGCAGUACCUACAGAAGGUGGCAUCUGAGCCUGCUAUGGGCCAGGCAGAAUUGAGGGAGCUGGAGGACAAGAUCAGAGAAACCAACACUGAGAUCAACCAUUUGAUCGAGAAGAGGAUGAUGCGGAAUGACCCGAUGGAUGAUAAACUCUCUCUAUUCAGGCAGCAGGCCGCUAUUAUAGUCCGUAAGAAGGAAACAAAGGUGGAGGAGUUGCAGGAGGCCCGUGAGGAGCUGGCGGCAGUAGAAAGAGAGUUGAACAUGAAGAGCAGUCAAGCACAAGAGCGAGGAGGAGAGCUGAUCCGUGGAGAUGAGUUUAAAAGAUAUGUGGCCAAGAUGCGUGGCAAGAGCAGCACGUAUAAGAAAAAGCGUCAGGAGAUAGCUGAGCUGAAGGCAGAGUAUGGUGUGCUACAGAGAACUGAAGAGAUCCUGAGAGAACGACACACAGCUGGACAACAGCAGCUGCAAUCUCUAGAGGCUCAGCGGGGAAUCUCAGGCUACAGCGAUACUCAGGAAGAGUUGGAGAGAGUCUCUGCCAUCAAGAGCGAGCUGGACGAGAUGAAGGGAAGAACGCUGGACGACAUGUCUGAAAUGGUAAAGAAGCUGAAUUCAGUGAUAGCAGAGAAGAAGUCUGCUCUAUCUCCUCUGAUAAAGGACCUGAGAGCUCUGAGACAGGAACACGCGGAGCUCGCUCCAGAGUACGAGGAGAAAAAGGCUCAGUAUGAAACCUGUGCUGCAGGACUGGAGAGCAACAGAUCCAAGCUGGAACAGGAAGUGAGAACACUCAGGGAAGAGACGGCACAGGAAGAAAGCCGAUAUCAUCACAUUAACUGCACGAGAGAGAUCAUUGAGAGUCAAAUUCAGAGAGCGGCAGAACAAAGUAAGAUCAGUCAGUCAAUGGAUGUACAGGUGCGGAGGACGGCUCUCAGAGAGAAGUACAUUGCAAACACAGCAGAGCAGGAAUCCUUGGGCAAGGUUCUUCGUCAGCAGGUGAAACAGGUGCGAGAGAACCAGGAGCCCAAUAUGAGACAGAUGAAGAUGUGGAAGGAUCUGGAGACGCUGCUGGAGUGCAAGAAACAGUGCUACCUCAAGGCUCAGAGCCAGGCGCCUAUUGGGCACGUCAUCCAGGAUGUUGGCAAGGAUAUGCUGGUUCUGUGAUGCUAUUUGCCUUGUAAAUAUUGUCCCUUUUUGUCAAUGAUUAUUAGAAAAAACUAGGGAAAAUUCUAAAUUUAAUAGGGUAGUUCACCCAACAAAUGUUAAUUUACUCACACUAAAGUGGAUCUAACUUUCAUAAACAUCUUUCUUCUGAACACAAAACAAGAUAUUCUGAAGAAUGUUGAAAGAAGCAGCCAUUGACAUCCAUAGUAGGAAGAAAAAAUGCGAUGGAAGUCAAUGGCUGUUCGGAUUUUUUAAUAGCAUUCUUCAGUAUAUCUUCAUUUGUGAAUUACAUUUCUUCAGAUAAUUUCAGAAGAAAGAAAUUAAGCAUAUUUGCAACAAAUAGAGGAUGAGUAAACGAUGACAGAUUUUUCAUUUUUCGGGUGAACCGUCCCUUUAAGAGACCUCUUCAAAAGUUUCAGUUUAUCUGUUCUUCUGUAUUAGAUGUGGGUUUGAGUGAAUUGUUCAUAUUUGUUUCAUUCUAUAAAUACCCGAUAGCAUUUGUUUCAAAUUUCAAAUAAAACUAUUGUCAUUAGAUCAUUA